AUUCACGCAUGCGCUCGUGAGAGUGCUGUAAUGGUGGACAACAACAUGGAGGAAAAACUGAGUCACGUUUCUGUAAUGGUUGUAAAUCAACACUUAGACUCAGUAAUAAGAUACUAAUGAAUCAUAAUAAUGGCAUAUUAAUCAAACGUUCUCUAAAGCCAUGGCUGAUAAUAAUAUAGAUAGAGGAUCGGAAAUAGAAUCUGAUGUGCAAACUGUUGCAAAUGUGAACGAGACAAGCGAAACUAAGGACCUCACUAAGGUCGAUUUUGUGAAAAAUCCAGCUGAUGGAUUAGUGCUGAACAGCAAAAUCAAACACAGGAAAGAGGCAAAUGGGUUAAUAAAUCACAUUUUAAAAGCCCCUGAAGAGUAUGAUCAAGCAGAGAGUGGCGAUUCUGGCCAAGGAAGCAGCUGCCAAGACUGUGAACAUGGUCAUCCCGAUACAGAUGUAUCAGAAGUGGCUGUUGGUCUAACGUCGUUGUCAGUGUCAAGCCAGUCCCCACAAGCUCAACUUUCACCAGUAUCUCAAAGAGACAUUAGAGAAGGCAUUGAAUAUGUCGUGUAUGAAUCCGAAAAACAGAUGCCAGAUAUAAUGAGGCUCAUUACGAAAGACUUGUCAGAACCUUAUUCAAUUUACACUUACAGAUACUUCAUUCAUAAUUGGCCCAAACUGUGUUUCCUGGCUAUGGACCAGGAGAAGUGUGUGGGGGCUAUCGUCUGCAAGCUAGACAUGCACAAGAAGAUGGUCCGUAGAGGCUACAUAGCCAUGCUAGCUAUAGAUGCAGAUUAUAGGAGAAGGAAAAUAGGAUCCAAUUUAGUGACGAAGGCAAUCAGAGCCAUGAUAGCUGAUGACUGUGAUGAAGUUGUCCUGGAGACAGAGAUCACAAACAAGGCAGCAUUGCGACUGUAUGAGAACCUGGGUUUUGUCCGAGACAAGCGACUGUUUCGAUAUUACUUGAAUGGUGUGGAUGCUCUCAGGUUGAAACUUUGGCUUAGAUAGGACACUCUCAGAACUUCCCAAUAUUUUUGAUUUCAGAUGAAUAAUACAGAUGUGUAAAUUAUUUGUGACACUUUGUUGUGGAGCUUUCAGAGAAUAAAUCUCCAUGUAUGUACACUUUUA
This is a messenger RNA of Haliotis rufescens (red abalone), 1117 nucleotides long. RefSeq names its product N-alpha-acetyltransferase 30-like. The transcript is spliced from 4 exons. The record is from RefSeq and is a predicted model, not a curated record. Gene Ontology annotation, biological process: N-terminal peptidyl-methionine acetylation. Gene Ontology annotation, molecular function: protein-N-terminal amino-acid acetyltransferase activity. Gene Ontology annotation, cellular component: NatC complex. The coding region runs from base 161 to 997 and encodes 278 amino acids. Lineage: Eukaryota; Metazoa; Mollusca; Gastropoda; Lepetellida; Haliotidae.